UGCACGGAUCAAAUCAAACUAUUGGCGUUGCACUCACUGGAGAGGAAAAUACACAUGAGAAGAGGUUACAAACUAUAAAGAAACCAUAAUUUAUUCGUUGAACCUACCAAGCGGAACACCAUGGCUUCAGGAGGAGAAUCAAAAAAUGAUCUAUCCACAGCGAUUUUAAAGCAGAAGACCAGGCCCAACCGGUUGGUUGUGGAUGAAUCUCUCAAUGAGGACAACAGUGUGGUUUCUCUGUCUCAGGCAAAGAUGGAUGAGUUGCAACUGUUCAGGGGAGACACCGUGCUGAUGAAAGGAAAGAAGAGGCGGGAGACGGUAUGCAUCGUGCUCUCUGACGACACCUGCUCCGACGAGAAGGUCCGCAUGAACAGAGUGGUCCGCAACAACCUGAGAGUCCGCCUGGGAGAUGUCAUCAGUAUUCAGCCAUGCCCAGAUGUAAAGUAUGGGAAGCGGAUCCACGUUCUGCCCAUCGAUGACACUGUGGAGGGGAUCACAGGGAACCUGUUUGAGGUCUACCUCAAGCCCUACUUCAUGGAGGCCUACAGGCCCAUCAGGAAAGCGGACAUUUUCUUGGUGAGGGGAGGCAUGCGUGCAGUGGAGUUCAAAGUAGUGGAGACGGAUCCCAACCCCUACUGCAUCGUGGCCCCAGACACUGUCAUCCACUGUGAGGGCGAGCCCAUCAAACGAGAGGAUGAGGAGGAGUCUCUGAAUGAGGUUGGCUAUGAUGACAUUGGGGGCGUGAGGAAGCAGCUGGCCCAGAUUAAGGAGAUGGUGGAGCUGCCCCUGAGACACCCAGCACUGUUCAAGGCCAUCGGUGUCAAGCCUCCAAGGGGUAUCCUGCUGUACGGACCCCCUGGAACAGGAAAGACAUUGAUCGCACGUGCCGUGGCCAACGAGACUGGAGCCUUCUUUUUCCUUAUCAAUGGGCCUGAGAUCAUGAGUAAACUGGCCGGAGAGUCUGAGAGUAACCUGAGGAAGGCCUUCGAGGAAGCUGAGAAGAAUGCCCCCGCCAUCAUCUUCAUUGACGAGCUGGACGCCAUUGCACCAAAAAGAGAAAAGACACACGGUGAGGUGGAGAGGCGCAUCGUGUCCCAGCUCCUCACACUCAUGGACGGCCUAAAGCAGCGCGCUCACGUCAUCGUCAUGGCAGCCACCAACAGACCCAACAGCAUUGACCCCGCCCUGAGGCGAUUUGGGCGUUUUGACAGGGAGGUGGACAUCGGCAUCCCUGACGCCACAGGCAGACUGGAGAUCCUCCAGAUACACACCAAGAACAUGAAACUGUCCGACAAUGUGGACCUCGAGCAGGUUGCCAAUCAGACUCACGGCCAUGUGGGUGCUGACCUGGCCGCUCUGUGCUCUGAAGCCGCCCUGCAGGCCAUCAGGAAGAAGAUGGAUCUCAUCAACCUGGAGGACGAAACCAUUGACGCAGAGGUCAUGAGCUCCCUGGCUGUCACCAUGGAUGACUUCAGAUGGGCUCUAAGCCAAAGCAACCCGUCUGCACUGAGAGAGACGGUGGUGGAGGUGCCCAACGUCAGCUGGGAAGACAUCGGAGGUCUGGAGGACGUCAAGAGGGAACUCCAGGAGCUUGUACAAUACCCUGUGGAGCACCCAGACAAGUUCUUGAAGUUCGGCAUGACCCCGUCCAAGGGCGUGCUGUUCUACGGGCCCCCAGGUUGUGGUAAGACCCUGCUGGCCAAAGCUAUCGCCAACGAGUGCCAGGCCAACUUCAUCUCCAUCAAAGGACCUGAGCUGCUCACAAUGUGGUUCGGAGAGUCCGAGGCCAAUGUCCGAGAGAUUUUCGACAAGGCUCGCCAGGCCGCCCCCUGUGUGCUCUUCUUUGACGAGCUGGACUCCAUCGCCAAGGCGCGUGGCGGCAACGUGGGGGAUGGUGGCGGAGCGGCCGACCGUGUCAUCAACCAGAUCCUGACAGAGAUGGACGGCAUGUCCAGCAAGAAGAACGUCUUCAUCAUCGGCGCCACCAACAGGCCUGAUAUCAUCGACCCGGCCAUCCUGAGGCCCGGCAGACUGGACCAGCUCAUCUACAUCCCCCUGCCAGACGAGAAGUCCCGCAUUAACAUCCUCAGCGCCAACCUCAGGAAGUCGCCCAUCGCCAAGGAUGUGGACUUGGAUUUCCUGGCCAAGAUGACCAAUGGUUUCUCUGGAGCUGACCUGACAGAGAUCUGCCAGAGAGCCUGUAAGAUGGCCAUCAGGGAGUCCAUCGAGAACGAGAUCAGGAGGGAGAGAGAGAGGCAGACCAACCCCUCAGCCAUGGAGGUUGAGGAGGACGACCCUGUCCCAGAGAUCCGUAAGGACCACUUUGAGGAGGCCAUGCGUUUCGCCCGCCGCUCGGUCAGCGACAACGACAUCCGCAAAUACGAGAUGUUCGCCCAGACAUUACAGCAGAGCAGAGGCUUCGGCAGCUUCCGGUUCCCCACUAGCUCUGCGCCAGGCGCCGGGCCCAGCCAGGGCUCUGCUGGUGGCAGCGGUGGCACAGUCUUCAACGAGGACAACGAUGACGACCUCUAUGGUUAAACCGCACCAUGACCCACAGUGGACCAAAACACAACCACUCGGUGGACCAAAGUUUCCUCAUAUACAUUCUGGCAAAGCUGUACAAUGCCGCAACACACACACACAUAAUAACACAACUAAGACAAAAAAAAAAGCCUAUUAAUAUUAUUUACAAUCCUCUCUCAUAGUUAGAGAUAGCAUGUUGCAGCUUGUCUGUAUUAUGACUUUGGGGGACAUGUAUUAAAGUAUUUCAAACCUUGUAAGGAUUUACACAAGGCUGUGGGGGAUUGGGUAGAGUACAUCUGGCUUCUUACUAGCCACUAGUGAAGGAUUCAAUACUAGCCUGUUAAAGUGGGUGUCAGUUUUGCUUGCAUGAAACUGAAAUUUUACAUUUUUGGAUAGAUCUUUGAAUUGGGAAUGAACUUCAACCAUGAAACCAAUACAAUCUUUAUUGAGUUUAAUAGUGCAUUAAGUGAAAAGUACAAGAAAUGUGUGCAUAAUCAAAAUGUGCUUAUUCAAGUGUACCACAUUAAACAAUUUUUUAAACAUUGAAAAUAUUGCAAGUACAAAAAAGUGAAUCGUUCAAGUGUCUUGGACAUUGAAUGAACAAGUUCAAUUAAAGAAUAAAUGUGAUUUACAUUAGUGAAUUAGCAAUCCUUUACUAAACUCAUCUUAAACUGGUGGGGAUUUUUUUUUAAAUACAUUUGGUAACUCAGUUCAAAAGUGAUCUCUGUUAGUGCUCUUAGAAUUAAAUAUUUGGAGAAAAAUAUGUAUAGCCUAAUAUUGUAAAUAAAGUAUAUAUAAAAAAAUCGAAAUCAGUUUAAAACAUGUCAUUCUCGGGCAUCAUACCCAAUAAUGCUUGGUAUGUAAUUCAGGUUUGUGAUCUUUUUGUUUGGGUAUGUUUCUCUCCCUCACGUAGCACGGGUCGUAAUAGUCCCACUCCAUUCCUGAGGCCCACACACCGUUGGUGAGACCGUCGCUGUCUGCGGACAGAAUCCGGAGCGAGACACCUGUAGAAGCAGAUGGGUAAUUAGGUAUGUGAAAGGGAAUCCCUUAAAUUGUGGCAAAUGUAAUAUCCAUAUUUCAUGUAUGUAAUAUCCAUACCGUAUUCGACAUAGCUCAUUCUAAUAUUUAUACUACAAUGCAUUUUUAGUUACACUGUUUACACACCGAAUAUUUAUAUACUGGAUUAUUGACAUAGCGCACUAAUAUCUACUGCUGGUGGGGAUUAUUUUUUUUAAUACAUUUUGGUAACUCAGUUCAAAAGUGAUCUCUGUUAGUGCUCUUAGAAUUAAAUAUUUGGAGAAAAAUAUGUAUAGCCUAAUAUUGUAAAUAAAGUAUAUAU
This is a messenger RNA of Coregonus clupeaformis (lake whitefish), 3862 nucleotides long. Its product is annotated as transitional endoplasmic reticulum ATPase. The record is from RefSeq and is a predicted model, not a curated record. Lineage: Eukaryota; Metazoa; Chordata; Actinopteri; Salmoniformes; Salmonidae. Gene Ontology annotation, biological process: mitotic spindle disassembly; autophagosome maturation; retrograde protein transport, ER to cytosol. Gene Ontology annotation, molecular function: ATP hydrolysis activity; ATP binding; polyubiquitin modification-dependent protein binding. Gene Ontology annotation, cellular component: nucleus; VCP-NPL4-UFD1 AAA ATPase complex; cytosol. The coding region runs from base 121 to 2538 and encodes 805 amino acids. The transcript has 18 exons.